Molecule: messenger RNA, 2025 nt
Organism: Phragmites australis (common reed)
Lineage: Eukaryota; Viridiplantae; Streptophyta; Magnoliopsida; Poales; Poaceae
Product: protein NRT1/ PTR FAMILY 5.6-like
Exons: 4
Coding region: 145-1866 (573 amino acids)
Biological process (GO): oligopeptide transport; transmembrane transport
Cellular component (GO): membrane
Molecular function (GO): transmembrane transporter activity
Source: RefSeq, a predicted model, not a curated record
UCUCUCUUCUCAGCCUCAAACCAGGAACAACGUUGUUGUGCCACUCUCAGAGAUUGAACACCUCCUUUUUGUGGCAAAGCAAGUGAGCUUCUUGGCUCUAACUUGGGAGAUUUUCCCAUCAUUUUGGAGGAUUUAGUUUUAAGCAUGGACAAAGGCCUAGGGGUUGGUGUCAUGGAGGAUCGCGAGGAAUGGGUGGAUGACUCAUCUGUGGAUCACCGUGGGAGGCCACCCCUCCGUGCCGCCACCGGGUCGUGGAAGGCUGCAAUGUUCAUCAUCAUGAUUGAGUUCAGCGAAAGGUUGAGCUAUUUCGGGAUAGCAACGAGCCUGAUGAUAUACCUCACCAAGGUGCUGCAAGAGGAAAUGAAGUUUGCGGCGAAGAACGUGAACUACUGGAUGAGCGUCACCACGUUGGUGCCUUUGCUUGGCGGCUUCGUUGCCGAUGGAUACCUCGGGAGGUUCUCCACCGUCGUCUUCUCGACCAUCAUCUACCUUCUGGGUUUGAUCCUUCUGGCGACGACGCAGUUGGCGCCAAGCCUGAAGCCUGACCACUCGCUGCACCUGCACGAGACGCUGUUCUUCGUGGGCAUAUACUUGGUGUCCAUCGGCACCGGCGGGCACAAGCCUUCUUUGGAGAGCUUCGGCGCCGACCAGUUCGACGAGAGCCACGCAACGGAGCGGGUGCAGAAGAUGUCCUUCUUCAACUGGUGGAACUGCGCGCUCUGCUCGGGGAUCCUGCUCGGCGUCACGGCCAUCGUCUACGCGCAGGAGCGGGUCGGCUGGGGCGCCGCCAGCGUCAUGCUCGCGGCGGUCAUGGGCGCCUCGCUCGUCGUCUUCCUCGCCGGCUGGCGGCUCUACAGGUACAGGGUGCCGGAGGGCAGCCCGCUGACGCCGCUGCUGCAGGUCGUCGUCGCCGCCGUGAGGAAGAGGCACCUUGAGUUGCCUACCGACGCUGGUGAGCUGUACGAGGUGAAGCCGCAGAAUAUCAAGAAGAGGCUGCUUUGCCAUACUGACCAACUUAGGUUUCUCGACAAGGCGGCCAUAGUGGAGCACGGCGGCGGCGACGAGGCACGCGGGCCGUGGCGGCUGGCGACGGUGACGCAGGUGGAGGAGACGAAGCUGGUGCUGGCCAUGGUGCCCAUCUGGGUGGCCACGCUCCCCUUCGGCAUGGCGGCGGCGCAGGUGUCCACCUUCUUCAUCAAGCAGGGCAGCGUAAUGGACCGGCGCCUGGGCCCGCACUUCGUGCUCCCGCCGGCGUCCAUCUUCGCGCUGACCGCCAUCGGCAUGAUCGUCACCGUCGCGCUCUACGACAAGGUCCUGGUGCCGUACCUGCGGCGGGCCACGGGGGGCGAGCGCGGGAUCAGCAUCCUGAAGCGCGUCGGCAUCGGCAUGGCGUUCGGGGUAGUGGCCAUGGCCGUGGCGGCGACUGUCGAGCGGCGGCGCCUCAACUCGUCCUCGCCGGUGCCCAUGUCGGUGCUGUGGCUGGUGCCGCAGUUCGCGCUGAUGGGCGUCGGCGACGGGUUCGCGCUGGUGGGGCUCCAGGAAUACUUCUACGACCAGGUCCCGGACAACAUGCGCAGCCUAGGCAUCGGGCUGUACCUGAGCGUGAUCGGCGCGGGGACCUUCCUUAGCAGCCUGGUGAUCACGGCGGCGGACCGCGCGAGCUCCCGCGGCGGGCGCGCGAGCUGGUUCGCCAAGGACCUGAACCGCAGCAGGCUGGACCUCUUCUACUGGCUUCUGGCCUGCAUCGGCGCCGUGAACCUCGUCUUCUACGUGGUCGUCGCAGCCAGGUACUCGUACAAGACCGUCAAUGCCGGCAGCGUCGGCGACGAAAAGUCCGGCGACAUCGAGUGCGCCGCCGCCACUUAGUUAAUCAACCAGCCGGUUAAUUAGUAGUAGUAACUAGAUAUGGCAUCGUGUCAUUAUAGCUAGGUACAUGCCUGAUAAUUCAAGUUGGAUGCUUGCUUGUUGAUGCCGUUGGAUUGUGUACUGUUGUGGAUUGCACAAGUGCCGUUUGGUUCGUCGUAA